GAGAGAGAGAGAGAGAGAGACUAGCAGAGCAGAGAUCUCCCGACUCUUCUUCCUUCCUGGGUCUUCGAUUCACCACCGUCCGAUCUUGUUUCUCUUGCAAUUCAAUUCCGAGACUGCUGGUAUGGGAACAGAAGAAAUAACGAAUGAUGUGGAUGCCAACAAUUGGCAAUCUCAGUUGGUAUAUGAUCAGUGGGUAGCACUUCCUGUAUCUGGCUCACGACCACCAGCUCGCUACAAGCAUGCUGCUGUAGUAGUUGAUGAAAACUUAUCCAUUGUUGGCGGGAGUCGUAAUGGACGGCAUCUAUCUGAUGUUCAGGUCUUUGACUUUAGAAAUUUGCUAUGGUCAACUAUAAAACUGAAUGCACAUCCCAGUAGUUUUGAAGAUACUGGUUUACAGGAAGUUCUUCCACCCACCUCUUCUCACAAUCUGGUGAAGUGGGGCAACAAACUUCUUCUCCUUGGGGGGAAUUCUAAGAAAUUGUCUGAUAAAAUAAUAGUGUGGUUCAUCGAUUUGGAAACACACCUCUCUGGCAUCAUGGAGACUUCAGGAAAAGUUCCGGCAGCUCGUGCAGGGCAGUCAACUACACUGGUUGGCUCCAGAUUAAUAAUGUUUGGUGGAGAAGACAGGACCAGACAAUUGUUGAAUGAUGUCAAUGUUCUUGAUUUAGAGACUAUGACUUGGGAUGUGAUGGACACAUUGCAGACUCCUCCAGCUCCAAGAUUUGAUCACACAGCAGCAGUACAUGCAGAACGUUACCUUUUAAUUUUUGGUGGUUGUUCACAUUCUAGUUUCUUCGGUGAUCUUCAUGUUUUGGACUUACAAGCUAUGGAGUGGUCCCAGCCACAAAUUCAGGGUGAUCUUGUAGCUCCUAGGGCAGGUCAUGCGGGUAUAACUAUUGAUGAAAACUGGUAUAUAGUUGGCGGUGGAGAUAACAAAAAUGGCUGCCCAGAAACACUGACCUUAAAUAUGUCCAAGCUAGUGUGGUCAGUGUCAACAACUGUAAAGCAAAGAGAUCCACUCGCUAGUGAGGGUCUAACUGUCUGCUCCGUGAAUCUUGAUGGAAAGAAGCAUUUGGUUGCCUUUGGUGGCUAUAAUGGGAACUACAGCAAUGAGGUUUUUGUUAUGAGAUCCAAACCAAAUGACUCUUCGCAACGAAAGAUAUUCCAGUCACCUGCGGCUGCUGCAGCAGCAGCAUCUGUUACUGCUGCCUAUGCCUUGACUAAAUCAGAAAAAUUGAAUUUUACGACAGUACAUUCAAACUCCAAUGGAGCUGAAAAUCAUCAUACUGAACAAGAUUUUACAAUUGACAUUGAAGCCCUGAGAGAAGAGAAAGGUGUACUGGAAUUGUCUCUAUCUGAAAUCAGGAAAGAAAAUGCCAGGGUUAGCCAGGAGAUAGAUGAAGUCAACAAUACUCACAGUGAGUUGUCCAAGGAACUGCAAUCAGUCCAAGGGCAACUUGUAGCUGAGAGAUCAAGAUGCUUUAAAUUGGAGGCUCAAAUUAGUGAAUUACAGAAGAUACUAGAAUCAGUGCAGUCCAUUAAGAAUGAGGUACAGGCACUUCGUGGACAGAAAUCUGCAAUGGAACAGGAUAUGGAGCUUGCUUCAUCUGUUCAGAGACAAGGUUCUGGUGGUGUUUGGCGAUGGAUUGCUGGUAGUGGUGGCAACGCAUGAAACUUGCUAAAAAAGAGCUGAGAUAGAAGUCAUGACCCAUAUAUUGAAAUGGGAAUCAACUGUGACACAGGUUCCCCCAGCAGGCUGUUCUGAAGCUCACCAGUUGGCAUGUUGGAAGAAUUAGAACUGUUUGGUACAAUUGAGUACAGGGAAUUUCACACAUUAAGAUCGACACCCCAGGUCCAAAGUGAUGAGAAUUAGUCUAAGAAAUGACUAUGUACGCAAUUUAUUAUAUGAUCAUUUUAUAAUCCUCAUAUUCUUCUUAUUCUUGUCAUAUAUGAUGGUGAUUCAUUCAUGGAUUCGCAAUUUCGCAUGAUAUAGCAGCUCUAAGUGCUUGGAUUCUGCGACCCUCAUUGGAAAUCAGAAGGAUAAUGGGAUAUUCAUAUUUUCACCAGACAAUCCUGGCAAUGUCAUUGUAU
Argentina anserina (silverweed cinquefoil) is the source of this 2091-nucleotide messenger RNA. Its product is annotated as acyl-CoA-binding domain-containing protein 4. Lineage: Eukaryota; Viridiplantae; Streptophyta; Magnoliopsida; Rosales; Rosaceae. The transcript is spliced from 14 exons. Bases 122 to 1672 code for a protein of 516 amino acids. The record is from RefSeq and is a predicted model, not a curated record. Gene Ontology annotation, molecular function: protein binding.